AAUUAGAAGCACAAACACAAUCGAAUAUGAAGCCAAUUCUCUCCCAAUCACCUGCAGGCGCAAGAGGAGACCUUGGCUCAUCCUCUUCAGAAAGGAUUCGACCUUGAUCUCAUCGAGGUGACCUUCUUGUGUUCUAAGGACCUGGUGAUAUAUAACAAAUAAGUGGGAAAUGGGGAAAGAAUAAUGAAGAGGUCAACGGUGAUGGCCCCUGCAAAGGAAGCCAUGGCACCGACCACAGUGCCAGAACCAACAGGAGUUAAAGCUCCGUCAACUCAAGCACCAGCAGCCGUUUCAGAACCAGCUGCAGCACCAGCCAUACCACCAUAUGUUGCACCAUCUGCACCAGCUGCAGCAUCCGUUGCAGCACCAGUUGCAGCUCAGCACUCACUGCAGAUGGACAAGCAAGAGUCCAAAGGAGAAAUAAAGGAUCUGCUACAAAUGCUGCUUCGGCAGGUGGAGCAGAUGAUGAUCAUGAUGCAACAACAAAUGGUUCAGCAAUCUCACCUUCAGGAAAGAAUGUUCACGUUCCUCCUCGAUCAACAACAGCGUCACCCUGUAGUGGGCCUUGGAAAUGGUCAAGUAAUCAAUGUCUCCAAGUAAUCUCUUGAAAUGUACAACUGGAACAUAAACAGUUUACAGAAACGCAAGGCAACUCUCUCACAGUACCUUCACUCUGAAAAUGUUGAUGUGUGUUGCCUUUAGGAAGUCAGAACUAGUUCUCGUUAUGCAGAAAUUGCGGGAUACACAUAAUAUGACAGGCCAAAUCUCUCUAAGAAAGCGUUUGACAUUUAUAUAAAGAACUCAAUUCCAUCGCAAGUGAUUGAUGGCAAUUGUGACAGCACCUGUGCUGAAUAUCUUAAGUUUGACUGAUAACCCUCUACCCAAAUUGAAGCACAGCCAGUGUGGAUUGAUGUUUUGGUAUCUUACCCUGGCUUUUUGCAGGGCAUGUACACUGUUCUCUAAAUAAAUGUUAUCAAAUAUC
Molecule: messenger RNA, 982 nt
Organism: Penaeus chinensis
Lineage: Eukaryota; Metazoa; Arthropoda; Malacostraca; Decapoda; Penaeidae
Exons: 2
Coding region: 184-600 (138 amino acids)
Source: RefSeq, a predicted model, not a curated record